GGCGGUAAGAUGGCUGCCCACGGGGGCUCCGCGGCGUCGUCGGCGCUGAAGGGGUUAAUUCAGCAGUUCACCGCCAUCACCGGUGCAAGUGAAAGUGUAGGAAAACAUAUGCUUGAAGCCUGCAACAAUAAUCUGGAGAUGGCAGUCACAAUGUUUUUGGAUGGUGGAGGAAUUGCUGAAGAGCCCAGUACCAGUUCAGCAAGUGUCUCUACUGUCAGACCACAUACAGAAGAAGAAGUACGAGCCCCGAUUCCUCAAAAGCAAGAAAUAUUGGUAGAGCCAGAGCCUUUAUUUGGUGCUCCUAAAAGGCGACGACCUGCACGCUCAAUAUUUGAUGGUUUCCGGGAUUUUCAAACUGAAACUAUUCGGCAAGAACAGGAAUUAAGAAAUGGAGGAGCAAUAGAUAAGAAACUAACUACCCUUGCUGAUUUAUUCCGGCCACCCAUUGAUUUGAUGCAUAAAGGCAGCUUUGAAACUGCUAAAGAAUGUGGCCAGAUGCAAAAUAAGUGGCUCAUGAUAAAUAUUCAAAAUGUUCAAGACUUUGCCUGUCAGUGCCUCAACCGUGAUGUAUGGAGCAAUGAAGCUGUGAAGAAUAUCAUCCGGGAACAUUUUAUUUUCUGGCAGGUUUAUCAUGACAGUGAAGAAGGUCAGAGAUACAUACAGUUUUAUAAGCUUGGGGAUUUCCCAUAUGUUUCUAUUUUGGAUCCACGGACAGGUCAGAAACUAGUAGAAUGGCACCAGUUAGAUGUAUCUUCUUUCUUGGACCAAGUAACAGGAUUUCUGGGUGAACAUGGACAAUUGGAUGGACUUUCUAGCAGCCCCCCCAAAAAAUGUGCCCGUUCAGAGAGCCUUAUAGAUGCAAGUGAAGACAGCCAGCUAGAAGCUGCCAUCAGAGCCUCCUUGCAAGAGACACAUUUUGAUUCAACACAGACAAAACAGGAUAGCCGCUCAGAUGAAGAAUCUGAAUCUGAACUUUUUUCUGGCAGUGAGGAGUUCAUAUCCGUUUGUGGCUCUGAUGAAGAAGAGGAGAUAGAGAAUCUUGCUAAGUCCCGAAAGUCUCCCCAUAAAGAUUUGGGGCAUAGAAAAGAGGAGAACAGAAGGCCACUAACUGAGCCCCCAGCUAGAACUGAGCCCGGGACAACCACAAACCACCAAGGAUUACCAGCUGUGGAUUCAGAAAUACUGGAGAUGUCCCCUGAAAAAUCAGAUGGAAUAAUAGAGGGAAUAGAUGUAAAUGGACCAAAAGCACAGCUGAUGUUGCGGUACCCAGAUGGAAAAAGGGAACAGAUCACUCUCCCAGAACAAGCUAAACUUCUAGCUCUGGUGAAGCAUGUCCAAUCUAAAGGAUAUCCAAAUGAACGUUUUGAACUUCUCACCAACUUUCCUCGAAGGAAACUCUCUCAUCUGGACUAUGACAUUACAUUACAAGAGGUACUCAUUGCAGCUAUCUUCAUCUCCUUGAAGGGCUGGAGAUAUGGCUGCUUCAGUAGGAGUGGACCCUGCCAAAGUAUGCUUACUGUUCUGUUGUCAAGUGGCCUGGCCUUCCUCGGAGCCUUCAUUUGCUUUAUCACUUCUGGAGGAGCCCUAAAAUAUGGUCCUUUUUGCAUGUUCCAUGAUGUCUCCCCCUUCAAUCAGACACAAACAUGGAAAUAUGGUUAUCCUUUCAAAGACUUACAUAACAGGAAUUACUUAUAUGAUCGUUCACUCUGGAACUCUGUCUGCCUGGAGCCCUCUAAAGCUGUCAUUUGGCACGUGUCCUUCUUCUCCUCCCUUCUGUGCAUCAGCCUCCUCCAGAUAUUCCUGGUGAUCAUUCAUUUCAUCAACAGCUUCCUGGGCCUUUUCUGCAGCUUCUGUAAGGAGUCAGGUAGGAAAUUUCUGGAACUAACUGAGGUUAAAUGGAGUCGUAAGGGUGGAACCCUAAUCCAGUAGGAUUGGCUUCUUGUAAGAAGAGGAUAAGGUAGCAUGUCUCUUUCCACACAAUCAGAGGAGCAGGCCACGUGAGGACACAGAAGGUGGCCAUCUACAAGCUGAGAAGAGAGGCCUCAGUAGAAACUAACCUUGUUGGCAUGUUGAUC
Molecule: messenger RNA, 2075 nt
Organism: Condylura cristata (star-nosed mole)
Lineage: Eukaryota; Metazoa; Chordata; Mammalia; Eulipotyphla; Talpidae
Product: UBX domain-containing protein 7
Exons: 15
Coding region: 10-1929 (639 amino acids)
Biological process (GO): proteasome-mediated ubiquitin-dependent protein catabolic process
Cellular component (GO): membrane; nucleus
Molecular function (GO): ubiquitin binding
Source: RefSeq, a predicted model, not a curated record